AUGGCGUAUGAUAGAGGAUCAAUGAAAAAUAGGCAGGUUGUAUUCACUGAAUCCAUUCAACCAUACAAAGAGCUACGUAACAGAGUAUUCAGUGAUAGACUGUUUGAGCGGCAGUUCAAAAUAGGGUUUUCAAGUGAAGAGAUAAAAAAUGCCUAUGAAAAAUUACUGGAACAUCGCUGUAAAAUUUGUGAUAAAAAUCCACCUUUCCGCACUUUUACUUUACUGAGUGACCAUGUAAGGCGGGUGCAUGAGCGAUAUUUUUGUGACCUUUGUGUUAAACAUUUGAAGAUAUUCACAAGUGAAAGGAGAUGUUACACACGCCAAGAGCUGGCACAUCAUCGACGGAAAGGAGACUUAGAUGACACAUCGCACAGGGGCCACCCGCUCUGCGAGUUUUGCGAGGAGCGGUUCAUGGACGCCGACGAGUUGUACCGGCACCUGCGCAAGGAGCACCUCUACUGCCACCUGUGCGACGCCGACGGGAGGAACCUCUACUACGCGUCCCACUCCGCGCUCGCGCAGCACUUCCGCUCCGACCACUACCUCUGCGAGGAGGGAGAGUGCGCCAACGAGCACCUCACCGCGGUAUUCCGCAGCGAGAUCGACCUGAAGGCGCACAAGGCGACGGUGCACGGCCGCGGUCUGAACCGAGGCGCCGCGCGACAGGCCAGAACCCUGGAGCUGCAGUUCAACAUCACGCCGCAUGCGGUCGUGCAGAGGGCGCCUAGGGAUAGGGCGGAGCCCCCGCCAGCUAGCGCUCCGCCCCCAGCGCCGCACAUAGACACGCGGAGCGACGAGCAAUUUCCUCGCCUCUCCACAGCGCAACCAGCGCCCAACCUUAUGAUGGCGGCAAGCAAGGCUUACAAAGGUGCCGGCGGCGGUCUGACUCGCAACGACAAGAACUUCCCCGCUCUGGAGGGAGGGGCGGGCUCUUCGCGCGGCGCCCCUGCCCCCGCCCCCGCGCCCCGCCCCGCUCAGCCCGUAGCCGCGACUCUGCUAAGGAACUCGAAGCCGAGCGUCUCCAUACAGCUGCACAGCCAGCCGGCGAGCGCGAGCAACUUCCGUCUGACGCAGACCAGCGCCAACCGCAUAUCAAUACCGGCGCAGAAGAAGCAGUCGCCUCUGAGCGACGACGACUUCCCCUCACUGGGCCUCGGCCGGGACGACCACCCGAGCAUCGGCGCCGGAACAACGCAGCCGCCGAAGGUCGCGAUGAUCAAUAGCGAGGAAAUGCAGGCGUUUAAAAACAGCAACACCCACCACCAGCCGAAGAAGUCUAGCUUCAAUACCGAGGCCUUCCCCGCGCUGACUUCGGCAUCGGCCCCGGCGGCCCCGCCCAAAUGGAUCAACGUCUCCAAGUCGAAGGACAAACCGAAACACCGCUCGGAACAGCCGGCGCCUGCACCGAAAGAGCCUUCUUUCAACCAAGUCGCCGACUUCCCAACGCUGCCCGUCAAUACGGCCAAAGCGAAAGCGAAAAAGAGCCCGCCGCAACCGGCGCCCAUCGCCACCGUUCCCCACGAGAACGCGAAGAGCAAGAAGGAGAAGAAGAAGCAGAACAACAACAACAACUCCAAGAAGGAGAACGUGUUCGAUGCGGAAUUGGUGAACGGCCUCGGCGACAACAAGAAUUGGGAGCUGUCGUACAUCAACCCGAGCGUGAACAGCAACAACGAGAGCGCCGCGGGGGACAGGAAGAUAAAGACCGUCGCCGAGCGAGCGCCCGCCGCCGCCCAGAACGCCCACAACGCCCAGACGAACCGCAGCGGCCAGAGCUUCACCCUCGCCAUGAAGGAGUACCCGCCGCUCGCGCCGCGCAACGACAACCGCAUCCCGAUCAGGGGCGUACCGAACGGCAACGCGCCGCCCGGCUUCAGUCCCCGCGCGCCCAAGUGCGACGGCAUGACCUUCAUAAACUCGGCCGGCCAAGCGUUCUCGGCGCCCGUGCACACGUACAUAUCGCCGCCCGACUUCGAGCGGCGCAACCACGCGCUGGUGAGCAAGUUCGCCGUGGCCCUCGGCAGCGCCGAAGCGCUGCAGAGCUUCAAGGUGGCGUCGCGCGCGUUCCGCGACGGCGUCAUAAGCGCCGACGAGUUCUACAGGCACUGCCAGUCCGCGCUCGGCGCUCAUCUGGACCACGUGUUCCCGGACCUGGUCGCCCUGCUGCCGGACAUCGCCAAGCAGCAGGAGCUCAUGGUGGGCAGGAGCGUCGGCGAUCGGCUGCACGUGUGCGCGACAUGCGGCCAACUGCUGGCGAUCGCGGAUCGUGUUGCCCACGAGACCGCACACUGGCCCCCCCUGGCGCCCCGC
Molecule: messenger RNA, 2310 nt
Organism: Iphiclides podalirius (scarce swallowtail)
Lineage: Eukaryota; Metazoa; Arthropoda; Insecta; Lepidoptera; Papilionidae
Source: the annotation of a GenBank genome assembly